This is a messenger RNA of Lynx canadensis (Canada lynx), 1261 nucleotides long. RefSeq names its product hyaluronan and proteoglycan link protein 2 (gene HAPLN2). Gene Ontology annotation, molecular function: hyaluronic acid binding. NCBI's taxonomy places the organism in Eukaryota, Metazoa, Chordata, Mammalia, Carnivora, Felidae. Bases 239 to 1261 code for a protein of 340 amino acids. The record is from RefSeq and is a predicted model, not a curated record. Gene Ontology annotation, biological process: cell adhesion. The transcript is spliced from 7 exons.
GCAGGACAGAAGGGGUCAGGUUUCUUGAAGCAGCUGGAGGUCCUGGAAGUCUGGGUCCCACCCUGAGAGCCUCCUCCCACAGGCAAUGCGCACCCAGGCUCCGGAGGACAGAGGGGCCCAGGCAGCGCCUUCACCGGAACCUCUUCCUGGAGCAGGACAAGACGCCGCCAGUCCCUGUCGCUCCCGUCCCCGUGAAGAGAGCGGCUUCUAACAGACGGCGCUGGGCUGACUCUCCAUCAUGCCAGGCCUGCUUAGUCUCCCAACAUUCUGCCACUUCCUUCUCCCCUGGGCCCUCGCCAUCUUCCACAAAGCGCUGGGGGACCUAGCACCCCACCCCGGCCCCCACUACCUCCUGCCCCCCAUCCACGAGGUCAUUCACUCUCGUCGUGGGGCCACGGCCACGCUGCCUUGCGUCCUGGGCGCCCCGCCUCCCAGCUACAAGGUCCGCUGGAGCAAAGUGGAGCCCGGGGAGCUCCGGGAAACGCUGAUCCUCAUCACCAAUGGCCUGCACGCCCGGGGCUACGGGCCCCUGGGGGGGCGCGCCAGGAUGCGGAGGGGGCAUCGGCUGGACGCCUCCCUGGUCAUCGCGGACGUGCGCCUGGAGGACGAGGGCAGGUACCGCUGUGAACUCAUCAACGGCAUCGAGGACGAGAGCGUGGCGCUGACCCUGCGCCUGGAGGGUGUGGUGUUCCCGUACCAGCCCAGCCGGGGCCGGUACCAGUUCAAUUACUACGAGGCGAAACAGGCGUGCGAGGAGCAGGACGGGCGUCUGGCCACCUACGCCCAGCUGUACCAGGCGUGGACCGAGGGCCUGGACUGGUGCAACGCGGGCUGGCUGCUCGAGGGCUCCGUGCGCUACCCCGUGCUCACCGCGCGCGCCCCGUGCGGUGGCCCGGGGCGGCCCGGGAUCCGCAGCUACGGGCCCCGCGACCGGAAGCGCGACCGCUACGACGCCUUCUGCUUCACUUCGGUGACUGCAGGCCACGUGUUCUUCGUGCCCGGGCGGCUGACGCUGUCUGAAGCGCACGCGGCGUGCCGGCGGCGCGGGGCCACGGUGGCCAAGGUCGGGCACCUCUACGCCGCCUGGAAGUUCUCGGGGCUGGACCAGUGCGACGGCGGCUGGCUGGCGGACGGCAGCGUGCGCUUCCCCAUCACUUCGCCGCGGCCGCGCUGCGGGGGCCUCCCCGACCCCGGCGUGCGCAGCUUCGGCUUCCCGCGGGCGCAGCAGGCGGCCUUCGGGACGUACUGCUACUCGGAGUAG